GGUUUUUACUCCCUGGAGUCUGAUCGUGGCUGUUGGACUGAGGAUAAGUCUGUUAGCCCCAACUGUUGCUGCGCUCUCCGAGUUGCUGUUGUCGGCAACCGCCUGUUCGUCUGCCGUGCAGUAUCGACCGACACUGCCGUACCGCACAUCCGGUUCACCGGCGAUCGUGUGCUUCCUCUCGGUUUAGCAAGUGGAUUUGGGAUUGGGAAACCGUCUCAUGCUUACACCCACGGUGGUAGCCGUGAUAAUCAGGAAACUAGUCUUGGUAUAUACAAUGGUAAAAAAACAACUAUAGCAAAAUUCCCUUUCAUGGUUUCCGUAUUAGUUAAAAAUGUUCACUUUGGCUCUGGAGUGAUUUUAAAUACUCACUGGAUACUCACUACUGGCUUCAACGUUAACUGGUACCCAUUAAAAGAUCUAUCGUUCCGAGUGGGAAGUACCAACUGUGAGAAGGGCGGCCAGCUCUUCACUGCAGACAAGGUUUUAGCGAACGAGAACUACACUGGUUCCUGGGACUACGACAUCGCAGUUGUCAAGCUCAACAAGCCCAUCAAGUUUAGCAAGUACGUCAAACCCAUCAAGCUCGGCACUGCGAGCCUCAAGCCGACGACUAAGGUUGUGAUAGCGGGAUGGGGACCAGAGUCAAAAUCUGAAAUCCAGUCGAUGACUUUGCUGACAGCUAAAGUGACAGUGUACGCCCAGAAUCAAUGUGAAAGAACGUACUCCUCCGAUCUGACACCGAGACUAAUGUGUACAUAUGACACAAAUGUUGGUCCUUGUGCUUCUGACUUCGGAGAUCCUCUGGUGUACAAGAAUGCAGUGUACGGACUGUACGCCGGUGCUUACAACUGUCUCUCUGACCCUGCUGUGUACGUGAAUGUGCCUAUAUUGGUCGACUGGGUCAAAAGUGUCAUUAAGGAGUAA
Messenger RNA from Homalodisca vitripennis (glassy-winged sharpshooter), 924 nucleotides. Its product is annotated as trypsin-3-like. Gene Ontology annotation, biological process: proteolysis. Gene Ontology annotation, molecular function: serine-type endopeptidase activity. The transcript has 6 exons. The annotation marks the transcript as partial. Lineage: Eukaryota; Metazoa; Arthropoda; Insecta; Hemiptera; Cicadellidae. The record is from RefSeq and is a predicted model, not a curated record.